Messenger RNA from Clarias gariepinus (North African catfish), 5565 nucleotides. RefSeq names its product SLIT-ROBO Rho GTPase activating protein 1b (gene srgap1b). Gene Ontology annotation, cellular component: cytoplasm. NCBI's taxonomy places the organism in Eukaryota, Metazoa, Chordata, Actinopteri, Siluriformes, Clariidae. The record is from RefSeq and is a predicted model, not a curated record. Bases 388 to 3600 code for a protein of 1070 amino acids. Gene Ontology annotation, biological process: signal transduction; negative regulation of cell migration. Gene Ontology annotation, molecular function: protein binding. The transcript is spliced from 22 exons.
CGCACGCACGCGUUUGAUUAGUGGAGCGCGUGCCGCCCGGUUUGCGUCCUCUCCGAGCGCGGAAACACGACACGAGAGACAGGCAGGCAGACAGUAGGUUCGCGCUAAACUCGCGAUGUAACGACGCCCUUUUGGGCUUAAAUGCCAGUCGGGUUUUUUUUUUCGGUGCACUUUCCUAGAAGUCUGGGGCAUUUAACCCAAGGGUGCGUUUAGAAUUUUUUGUAGGACUUGCGCGUGAGACUGGAUCGUGGUGAACCCGUGGCUGGAUAUGACGCAUCGGUGCCAGUGAAGGAGAAGGAGGACUAGAAGGAGGAGAAAGGUUUGGAUCAGUAUUAGCCUAAAUUACGCACCGCAGAGAGACCCUCGGGGUGGAUCAUCAGCACCAUCAUGUCGGGCACGGUGAAGUUUAAAAAGGAGAAGGAGAUCCUCACGGAGUAUGAGAGCCAAGUGAAAGAGAUUCGUUCUCAGCUAUUGGAGCAGCAGAAAUGUCUGGAGCAGCAGACGGAGAUGCGAGUGCAGCUUCUCCAGGACCUGCAGGAUUUCUUCCGCAAAAAGUCCGAGAUCGAGAGCGAGUACUCGCGCAACCUGGAGAAGCUGGCUGAGCGCUUCAUGGCCAAGACGCGCAGCACCAAGGACCACCAGCAGUACAAGAAGGACCAAAACCUGCUGUCGCCUGUAAACUGCUGGUACCUGCUGCUGAACCAAGUGCGGAGAGAGAGCAAGGACCACGCCACACUCAGCGACCUCUACCUCAACAACGUCAUCACGCGUCUCUCGCACGUCAGCGAAGACAACAACCGCCUGCUCAAGAAAAGUAAAGAGAUCACUUUCCAGUUGCAGGAGGACCUGAUGAAGAUUCUUAAUGAACUCUAUACGGUGAUGAAAACCUACCACAUGUACCACAGCGAGACUCUGAGCUCGGAGAACAAGCUGAAGGAGGCCGAGCGGCAGGGCGAGAGACAGGGGCGGGGUGGAGAGGUGUUCAGUCUGCGCAACGAGGAGCGCCAUCAGCGCCGCAACGCCACCCGCAAGAUCCAGAAGAUGAAAGAGAAGCGCCAGGCCAAAUACUCCGAGAAUAAGCUGAAGGUCAUGAAAGCUCGCAACGAAUAUCUGUUGACUCUGGAAGCCGCUAACGCCGCUCUGUUUAAGUACUACAUCCAGGACUUGUCCCACUUGAUUGACUGCUGCGACCUGGGCUACCACUCCAGCCUGAGCCGCGCGCUGCGUACGUACCUGUCGGCCGAGUACAGUCUGGAGACGUCCCGUCACGAGGGUCUGGACAUCCUGGAGGGGGCGGUAGAGAGUCUGGACCCUCGCAGUGACCGCCAGCGCUUUAUGGAGACUCACCCCACUGCGUUCACGCCACCUGCUCGCUUCAACUUCCAGUCUCACAUGGGGGACCAGGUUAGUCAGAUCACAGCGAUGCCGCAGGUGCAGGCUGAGCUUCUUCUCCGCUACCAGCAGCUCCAGUCCCGGCUUUCCACACUGAAGAUUGAGAACGAGGAGGUGAAGAAGACAUCGGAGGCCACGCUGAGCACCAUCCAGGACAUGCUGAACAUGGAGGACUAUGACGUGUCUGAGAGUUUCCAGCACAGCCGCUCCACCGAGUCGGUCAAGUCCAGCGUGUCUGACACCUACCUCAGCAAACCCAGCCUGGCCAAGAGACGAGCCAACCAGCAGGAGACCGAGCUCUUCUACUUCACUAAACUGAGGGAAUAUCUGGAGGGCAGUAACCUCAUCUCCAAACUGCAGGCCAAGCACGACCUCCUGAAGAGGAGCAUAGCAGAGGGCUACAGAGCAGACAUAAUGACCACCAGCCGUCGUCGGAACUCCCACAGCAGACACCAGGACUCUGCCAAGGCCAUUCCACUGAUUGUAGAGAGCUGCAUCCGGUACAUUAACCUCUACGGUUUGCAGCACCAGGGUAUUUUCAGAGUCUCUGGCUCUCAGGUGGAGGUCAACGACAUCAAGAACUCAUUUGAAAGAGGAAACGACCCACUGACGGACGAGGAGAACAACCACGACAUCAACUCGGUGGCCGGAGUGUUAAAGAUGUACUUCCGCAACCUCGACAACUCGCUCUUCCCCAAAGAGAAGUUCAACGACCUCAUCGCCUGCGUCCGUACGGAGAAUCUGUAUGAGCGAGCGCUGUCUAUCCGAAAGCUGCUCAUGACAUCACCGCGCCCUACACUUGUAAUCAUGAGAUACCUUUUUGCAUUCCUCAAUCAUCUCUCGCAGUACAGCGAUGAGAACAUGAUGGACCCCGGGAACCUGGCCAUCUGCUUCGGACCGACGUUGAUGCCCACUCCGGAUCUGCUGGACCAGGUGUCCUGCCAGGCGCACGUCAACGAGAUCGUCAAGACCAUCAUCAUCCACCACGAGGCUAUCUUUCCUGACACCAAAGAGCUGGAGGGGCCCGUCUACGAGAAGUGCAUGAGCAGCACCGAGUACUGUGAGAGUCCAUACAGCGAGCCAGGAGUGUUUGAAGAAGGAGAACAAGAUGGCGGCACUGAAACCCAGACCAGUGAAGAGGAGGGUGAGCCGGUGGAGGCCCUGGCGAAGUUUGACUACGUAGGGCGCUCGGGUCGUGAGCUGUCCUUUAAGAAAGGGGCGACUCUGCUCCUCUUCCAGAGGGCUUCUGAGGACUGGUGGGAGGGGCGGUGUAACGGCACUGAUGGACUCAUACCGCACCAGUACAUCACACUGCAGGACGAGGAGGCUAUGUCGGACACUCUGAGUCAGAAAGCAGACAGUGAACACAGCAGCACUCCUACAGAUGAAGUAAACUCCAGGAGGUCCCUGACCUCCCCAACCGAACCCAGACUUCCAGAAACCUUUAUCAGCCGUCACAGGAAGAGGACGGAGGCCCUCCUGCGCCGCGCCCCCGGUCACUGCCAUGGUAACGGGCUGGAGCGCAGCUCCCCGCCGGUGACGGUAACGGUGACGGGUCACUUCAGCCCGCGCGAGCUGCUGCGCGGACACGGUGGACACCAGGACAGCCCGGAAACGACGCGUCGCCGCGGAGGACACAACAACAACAACUCCACCACCACAACGACCACGUCCACUACUAACGGCUCCCUGAGCUCGAGCAUCAGCCGUCACGAGUCUCUGCGCAGGGAGAGGGAGAGCCCACCCAUCCGCCAGUCUCCGUCUUCACUGCACUGCAGCGUCCCUGAACAGCGUACACGCACGCUCAACACGCACACCAUGGCGCAGGAUAUUGAGGAGACCAUGAGCCUGGCCCUGAACGAGCUGCGUGAGCUGGAGCGGCAGAGCGGGAAGCCGGACCUGGUGCUCGACACGCUGGAGCAGAUGAAGAGCAGCCCCUCCCUUCCUUCAGGCUCCACCCCUUCCACCCUGUCCAGCCCGUCAGAUUCACCGAGCCCGCUGAGUCCCCACAGUCCCCUGCCACCUCUACCUGGCCCGCUGACCCGCCGCUGCCCUGAGCCACUCCCCUCUCCCCGCAUGGGCGUUACGCUACGCCCCCCUGCCCUCCGCCCCAAACCGGCCAUCCUGCCAAAAAGCAACGCUCUGCCCCCUCAAAAGCCCCCGACCCCACCCCAAACCUUCCCCAAUGACAAAUCAGGCACUAUGUGAGCCUGAAACGGGUUUAACUCGGCAAAAAGCCUGAGGACUAAAAUCCACUUACUGAGGGUCAGACAGGGUGAUUGUGUUAAUACUGAAUAGCUUCCAAGCAAGAAGAGUCAACUAGAGUUAGUCUACGAUAUUAUAAUCAUUUACCGUGUCGUCAGGGUGGUGUGCGUGCGUAUUCUUUAUAUUAAAAAAAAAAAUGACUAGGACUUAACCUGUGUCUGUGUGCAUAGAUACUUUUAUAAGGAACACAUUCAGAGAUGGCAGAGAAGGAAAGUAGGAGAGAGAGAGAUUGCAGAUGGUUCGGGAAUCUGGCUUUGAGAAGCGUCGCUUUUUUUUCCAGUGCAAUGCAUCAUCAGUGCUUUGAUUUGCCAUGCCUUAUGAAGGAUAAUUCCUGCCAAAAAGGGGCCAUCCUUACAGUUUAAUGCUGCUUUCCUUGUUCAUUUUUUUUACAUUGUUUACUUGAGUUAAAGGAAGUGACACAGGUGCAUCGCGGGGGAAAUCAUAUCGCAUAAACAGUAAAAGGUAUUGAUAGUGAAUGUAGCACCUAGCCUCAAAAAGAGGUACGGGUGACUUUGAAAAAGCCUGAAUGUAUUAAAGGAGCAAUAAGCAAAAUGUUCUGUUGGAAAAUAUUGUGAUAAAUAAAUAAAGUAAAUAUGACGAUAGUCUGUGUGUAAAUGUUUUAUGUCGAUAUGUCCAUCAGAGGGACGAGACAAAUGGAAACCGAAGAGUUGCUUAUUGCUCCUUUAACUGAAUGUUCCAUGUUGUUGUUGUUUGUUUUGUUUUUUUCAUUUUUUCCACUCUGAUACCACAUGAAGCCUUGAUCACCACAGAAACCUUCCUGUUCACCGUGGAAACGCAAUCUGAUCGGACACUCGGGAGGAGGGGAGGAGAUCGGACAUUCGGAGGGCACUUAAUGAGCUUUAAUAAAAUGGGGUGGAUGGGGGACUGGUCGAGGGAAAGGAAAGGGCAAGGAAGGUGUUAAAAAAAAAAAAAAGAUGACUGAACCUGUCAAGCCACGCCCUCUCUUUGGUUGUCCUAGUAACACUUCCUUCCAUUAACCGGACUAGAAAAAAAUGUGAUUUUUCAUUCAUUAAAGGGGAUUUUCCGCUCUGCAAGGGGGACACGAAGGGUUCGAAACGGAGAACGAUAGAUGGUAUUAGAUUAAAGCUUUUUGUCCUAAGAGUGGAGCGAUCACCAUUCUGAUUUUCAGCCUGUACUUCCAGUGUGUGUGUGUGUGCCUGCCUUAAUUUUUUCAUGUGUAACAGGUUCUCUCCUGUUAGUGAACUUUAUGAUUUGUAAAGAAUAAGAUUUAGAAGUGUGUGUGUGUGUGUGAGAGAGAGGGCUGACCCAAAUGUAUAGAAAUGCUUGAUGAAGAUGAGAAGGUCUCGUGACUACCAAACAGCCAUGUUUUCACUUUUUUAUGCACAAAUAACGAUUCUAAUAAUUCUCACUUUUUUCCUGAUUGUUUCCUGAUGACGAUUUUUCUUUUCUUUUCUACCUGCAAUAUUUUAUACUUAUUUAUUGAUUCUUGUUAAGUGAAUGAUUAUUUAAAAACCUCGUUUCUACUGGUGCUCUCUCGCGUGACGGCGUGUAUGUGCGUGUACAGACAUACACACGCAUACUUAAUCUCCUAAACACUCACACACACAUGCACGCCGUGUGUUCACGCGAAAGUGCCUUUCAGGACGUGUGUGUAUAGAGGGAGGAGCCUGUUCUGCUACAGAUGUGUCGUGUGCCUGUCUUUCUCUGAAGCGUCGUUCCAAGAAUGAAAUGUUAAGAAUAGAGCUCUUUCCAAACAUGUAACCACUUUUGAAUGAAUCAUAAGUAUGUACAUUUAACCCAUUGUGACGUUGCACUUUCAUGUAUAGGACGGUAUUCGGCAUGUAGCAUUAUAUCAUGUUGCAGUGCAUUUUAACAAGGUGUCAGAAACUGAAUGUCUUUGAAAUAAAGUAAAGUUCAUAUGCCUCA